AUGCCAGGAAAUAUUGGUGAUAACAGCUUAGGUAAUAACACGCUCGCAAAGAAAUUUGGCGUAGAUGUGUUCGCGGCUGCUUUAGCGGCAUUUAUUGUUUCUCCGUUUAUAACGAUAAUUGAUAGGUCCAUCAUUGAAAAUGCUUCAGGUCGUGCCACCCUCAGUACAUCCCUGAAAAAAGGUUUUCAUAGUCUGUUUUCUCGACCGUUCGCCUUCAUCCGCACACCUUCUUUCCUCCUUGUUUUUGGUGUCUACAGUGCGACCUAUUCAACCGCAAAUACUAUCGACACUAUAUGUUCAUUUGCCUCCCGCGACAGUCAAACACCAAAGUUCAUCGGCACCACGUUAGUCAACCUGUCUACCUGUAUUUACAAAGAUCGCGCCUUUACUCGUAUGUUUGGAAUGGUCGCACCAAAAGGCCUUCCGUUAGGUACCUAUGGCCUUUUCGCAGCUCGUGACUCUUUAACCAUAGCAGCAAGUUUUAAUUUGCCUGAUGGUGUGUCCGCUCGCCUCCGAGAUUCUCAGUUUCUCAGGGAUCACGGUGUCCCGAUAAGUUAUGAAACGUCACAGAACGUGGCACAAAUAUUAUGUCCAGCGAUAAUGCAGAUUUUUAGUUGUACAUUUCAUUUGCUAGGAUUGGAUUUAUAUAAUCGGCCAAAGAUGAGUUUGAAUGAGAGGAUAGAGUUCUUAAAAAGGAUAUACGUAAAGACAGCGAUAACGCGAAUUGCAAGAAUUGGACCGGCGUUUGGGAUUGGAGGUGUAGCGAACAGAAUGAUUAGAGAAAGAGGGAACAGCAUGAUUAUUGGCACGGGCGAGCGUCUAAUGGCAAAGAGGGGUGCUACUGUCACAGCUGUGGCAGUAUCAAAGGGUCCGGGUACCGGGGUACAUAGUAUUGCCAAGGCACUUUCGGGAAAUCGAUAA
Messenger RNA from Acaulospora morrowiae, 921 nucleotides. Lineage: Eukaryota; Fungi; Glomeromycota; Glomeromycetes; Diversisporales; Acaulosporaceae. The record is from the annotation of a GenBank genome assembly.